Molecule: messenger RNA, 4661 nt
Organism: Chara braunii
Lineage: Eukaryota; Viridiplantae; Streptophyta; Charophyceae; Charales; Characeae
Source: the annotation of a GenBank genome assembly
ACCGAAGAAGAAAAAAUGGACCACCUGGGGCAGCAUGUGUCUUUGAGCUUGGGACGGGACAUAAUGGCCAUCGUAGCCGCAAGCCGAUCCUGGAAGGAAACCCGGGAUGUGAUGAUGACAAAGUACCUAGCAGCGGAGAAGAUGGCUACGGAGGCCCACUUAGCGGCAGUCCAGAGGAAGAACUUCUCAACGUACAAUGACUUCCUACGGGAGUUUACUCUGGUAGCACUAAGGAUCCCAGGAGUAACGGACCGAAUAAUGAGCAAAUACUUCCUUAGGCAGUUCUCCGAGUUCGACAAAGACAAGAUUCUAUCAGCCUACCAGCAGACGAGCAAGUUCGUAAACACUAGGGAUGUGGAUUUUAGCACCGUAACGGACCUGGCCGAAAAGACGGUAGUGACCGAGACAUUGGCCUUGCUUAAGGAAGGGGAGGUCAUAGACCUGACCGGGAGAACAGGCGACAAGGUAAAGAAGGAGAUCGAAAGUCUACAUGAACGGGCCAGCCCUAGGUUGCUUAAAGGGCUUAGACAACUGUUGACUCGGCGACGAGUAGAGAUAGAUGAGGACCCCGAAGCGCCUGAAGAGGAAAGGGAGGAGGAGGCUCCGCAAGUCGCUAACCUGCAGAGGAGUCGAGGGGACUUGGAGGAUCUCGAGAAAGCCUUUGCAGGCAUCCUAAAGGCAGGAGUCUGGGAGUCGAUCUGGUCAUUUCAGCGGAUGACCGUAAUGAAGGAAAUGGACCACGACAUAAUCCUCGGGAGACCGUGGUACGCAAACGUAGAAAUGAUAGGCAUGCACUUGCACGACGGCUCGUACAUGGUAGACAUAGAGGACCCAGUGACCGGUCGGGGAGAGCUCCUCCGACUGCUUGGAACGGGAGGAGACCCCCCGAAGGAAAAAUUGGCAACCUGGUCACCAUCGUUCAAAGAUGGCACACGAAAAGGGGCCUUUGCUCGAAUGGAGGGCAUGAGAGAGAGGUUAGAGAUCAUGAUCGAGGAGGCCUUCAAUAAGAAGGAAUGGAUCAAGAUGGGCCUGCCUCAGAAGAAGAGGAGGCAGGAGGACGAAGUCCUAGGUGUUAUGGUAGCAGGAAAGGAGUCAGAAGUCGAACUUGGUGCCAGCCUGCCCAAGCGGAAAGAAGUACGCAUGGACGUGCCAGAAGUCGCGCUCGAGAUCCCCGAUUUGUUGCAGCUCAUCAAGGCCCUCAGAUACCACAAGGAAAAGGCUAUGGAGAAGGAGGAGGAGGUCCUCCGAGUGAUCCAAGAGAGAAGAGCGACGGAAGGGCAUCAGAUACCAGAUGAGGUAGCUGACACAAUGAAGAUAGGGGUAGAAGGAUUCCUAACGGAGGAGGAAGAUCGCUUGAUCAAAAGGACCUGGCAAGAGUUUCACCUGGCAUUUGCUUUUAGCGAUCAUCAAAAGGGGCGGCUACAUGCGAAGCUGAUCCCUCCGGUCAGAAUCCACACAGUAGAGCAUGAGUGCUGGAACGACAAGGGUCCGUCCUAUGAGUUAAGGAUAGCAGGGGAAGUGACAGACCUCCUCCGAGCGAAGAUUGACUCCUUCAUCGCAGAACCUACAGCGUCGCCAUACGCAAACCGGUGGUUCGUCUUUCGGAAGCCCAACAAGACACUAAGGUGGAUUCAGGAUCUGCAAAAGUUGAAUGCGGUAACCAUCCGGGAUGCUGGCUCGCUACCUCAGGCCGAUUUAUUAGCAGAAUCGCACGCCGGCCGGAGCAUUUACUCCUUGAUAGAUCUGUACUCAGGGGAUGACCAGCUUCCAUUGGAUGUUCGGGACAGGCCGUACACCGCUAUGCACACCCCCGUAGGCCAGUUACAGAUGCAAGUGACCCCUAUGGGCUUCACAAACACGGUGGCCGAAGCGCAACACAGAAUGCUCGUUGUAGCCGGGGACAUGUUCCCAGAGAAGUGUGAGCCCUACAUCGAUGACAAUCCGAUCAAAGGCGCGCAGGAGAAGGACGAGACGGAAGUCCAGCCAGGAAUCCGAAGGCGAUUCAUCUUAAGGAUCGACCCGACGAAUGUCGCAGGGGUCUUAAAGAACUACAGGCCUAUAGAUCCGACGGUGGGAAGAUGGGUAGGAUUUAUCUGGCAGUUCGAUUACAAGAUCGAACGGAUUGUUGGAAUUAGAAACAAGGCGGAUGGGCUGAGUCGGGUCUGCAUCACUCCCGAAGGGGUGGAGGAUGCGGAGCCCAUAGACGCAUUCCUUGAAUUCGAGGGAGGAACUCUUGCGGUGGACAACGAAAUGAUGGGCGAAGAAUGCGCGUCGGGAGAACUGUUGAUCCGGACUUUGGAGAAGGGGGCACCUGCCGUAGUAGCAGAACUUAGGGAAGGACCCGUCACCACUCGAGGUCGUAAAGAGGAGAGAGAUUCAUGGGGAGCAAUAGCAGGACCGAAGGAGGAGCUAAUAGCAAUGCCAGUUGAGGGAGGCCGGGAAGCCGUGAUGAGCUUAGUGGAAUCUUGGGAAAAGAAAGAGUUGCAAUGGACGGUAAACCAGAUGCAGGAGAGAAAGGAUGAGGACCACGAAGGGAAGGAGUUUUUUUAUGCCCAGAUAUACGAAGGGAUCUUUCGGGAGAUCGAGUUGUUGCUGGUAGGAAACAAGCAACCCACAGAAGUCAGCACUAGAGCAAGGGAGGAGGCCGAGAGGUACGUCCUAAGGGGCGGCCAUCUGUUCCGAAGAGAAGAAGGUGCUAUGCCUAGAAGAGUUGUGUGCGAAAGAUAUAGGCAGUUGGAUGUUAUCCAAGCAAUGCACGACGGAUUAGCAGGAGGACAUCGGUCGUCCAAAGGAACUCUUGCAAAAUUAGCGCCACUUUAUUAUUGGCCAGGCAUGGCAAGCAUGGUCGCCAUAUACUGCCAGACAUGCCUUAUCUGCCAAGAGCGAAGCUCGGCACGCGUCUUUGAGCCGCUUAGACUGACGCGGGUGCUAGGGCCGGGACAUCUGGUCCACCUUGACCUUGCGGUCAUGCCUGUAUCAACAGAUGGGUACAGGUAUAUUCUAGAUGCGCGAGACAACUUGAGUGGGUUCGUGGAGGCGGUCACUCUCAAGAAAAAGAAAUGGAGAAGUGUAGCGGACUGGAUAGAAGACUUCUACUUAAGGCAUCCUUUCGUCAGGAGAUUCAUAGCGGACAAUGGGACGGAAUUUGUGAACCAAGAAGUAUUGGGAAUGCUUAAGAGACUCUGCGUACCGAUCAAACUCAUCGAGCCGUAUCACCCAGAGGCCAACGCACCUGUGGAAAGAGGGCACCGAACCUUAAAGAACACGAUUGCAAAGCUCGCAGCGGAUCAUCUGGGAAGCUGGCCGAGGUAUCUCAAGCAAGCUGUCUUCUCAGAGAACGUGAUACCUAAGAGGACAACGGGAUGUAUCCUAGCGGAACUUUGGUACGAGAGGGAGAUCGACUUUCCCGUUGAGGCCUUGAUACCUACUUGGAACAAGCUACAUGAUGAUCCGCGAAUCACCACGGAAGAGUCAAUUGAGGCAAGAUGUCAACAAGUCCUUAAGAACGAAGAAGUCAUGAAAGACAUCGCCAACCGUGUACUAGACAGCAGAAUGAGGGACAAAGCAAGGUGGGACCAGGUUAAGAAUGUCCGACAGGAGCCACUUCAGGUGGGGGAGACAGUAUUGCCAAGGAACUCGGCACUGGAAAGUACUUGGUCCGGACAGUUAGGGAGGAGGUUCAAAGGCCCCUACCGGGUCGCCAAGCGGGUGGGGUUGAACACCUUCGAACUAGAAGAUUUGGAUGGAAACCCCGGGGCAACGAUUGGUCAGGUUUCUAAGUCGAGACCCAGUGGAAUAAUGGCUUCAGGAGGCCGAACAGAGGGGCAACAGGACUUAGAAGAAAAACGAGAAAAAGCGAAAAUGGAUUUCGGCAACAAGAACGACAGCGGGGGAAUCAACAGGCCUACCGGAGGGGAACAAGCAAGACCAAGCCAAGGGAGGAGGACAGCGAAGAGAAAGUUGUACAUAGGGCUCAUGGGUCGGCCGGUGGUAGGCAGGGGUGGAAAAAAGUGCGUACGAAGAAGACCCUCGCCCCUCCGCAAGGGAGAAGGUAUAGAAAUCUCAUCUGACAGUGAGGGCGAGAAGGAAAAGGCAAAUGUGGAAAAAGGGGGCAAUGCAGAUAUGGGAGAUAAGGCUCAGGCCUCUGACGAGGAAGGAGCCAACAGGGGCCAACGACGUGAGACUUGGCAUAGGGAAAGCGAGGGGGGACAGGACAUGCACGACGAGCGUGAGGAUGGGGAGGAGAGAAGAGAAAGCCCGCUUGAAGGACGAAGCGGCCACAGUAGUUGUGAGGGGUAUGGGACAAGGACAAAGAUUCCUUAUACCUACGAUCCAAAGAACCUAACGGGAGGGUAUACCCCCAUACAGACGGAAGACGAGGAAGACGUGGAGGAGGAUGUACAAGAGAUAAUAGAAAUCAGCAGCGGGGAUGAAAGGGAUGAGAUCUCGAGACCUAGGGAAGAGAGGCGAGCUUCAAUGCACCAGCCGCACGAUGAGGCCUUUAGAUGGGAGGAUGAGUUUGGGCCAACGCCCAGUCAUUGGUUUCAUCAAUGGACCAAUGUGAUCAGGCACGAGUGAAUCAUCAAGGCCCGAGAACUCGCAAAGGCGGGGAUGGAAGCCACGCCUUUGGACUUUUUCAGUGAGGCGGAACUACAGGAAAU